This is a messenger RNA of Onthophagus taurus, 2805 nucleotides long. RefSeq lists its product as uncharacterized. Gene Ontology annotation, biological process: DNA integration. Gene Ontology annotation, molecular function: nucleic acid binding. NCBI's taxonomy places the organism in Eukaryota, Metazoa, Arthropoda, Insecta, Coleoptera, Scarabaeidae. The record is from RefSeq and is a predicted model, not a curated record.
AUGGAGCGUAAAUUCAAGCGAUUACCAGAAUUCGGUAAUAAAUAUCGCGAAUUCAUGCGAGAAUUCUCUGGAUUAGGCCAUAUGCGUAGGGUAGUAUCACCGCAGGAAUCAGAUAAAAAUAAUUACUAUAUACCCCACCACGGUGUUAUAAACGAAAAAAGUGCAACCACAAAGUUACGAGUAGUGUUUGACGCGUCGUGCCCUACAUCCACCGGUUAUUCUUUUAACGAUCUGCAGAUUGUGGGUCCUACUAUCCAACCAGAUCUAUUUAGCGCUCUAGUCCGGUACAGACAAUAUAGCAUAGUUGUAGUAUCAGAUAUUCAAAAAAUGUAUCGUGCAUGCCUCGUUAACACGGAACAAUUAAGGUUCCAACGUAUUCUAUGGCGCGAUUCCGAAAAUCUUCCAAUAGAGGUUUACGAGUUAACCACUAUUACCUACGGUACAGCAUCAGCAAGUUACCUAGCGACUCGCUGUUUAAAGCAGUUAGGUUUAGAAAGCUCCGAUCCAGUGAUUGCUAACGUUAUUAAGAAUCAUUUUUACGUAGACGACCUUCUUACGGGAGCGGAUUCAGUUGAGAAAGUUAUGUACAUUAUUGACGGAGUAUCACAAACUUUGAAUGCGGGCGGUUUCAAGCUACAUAAAUGGGUUUCUAACAAUCCCGCAAUAUUACGUUGUGUAUCAGAUAGUAGAGCGGAAGAUAUAAUAGACAUGGGACGUAGGGAAAAUACGCGUACGUUAGGUCUGAUGUGGGAUCCUCAGAAAGAUGUCUUUAAAUUUAACAUUAGCAAAAACACAACUAUGACACGGGUUACCAAACGAUCUAUUCUUUCUGAGAUAGCUCAAAUCUUCGAUCCGUUAGGGUUAUUGAGUCCUGUUAUCAUAAGGGCCAAAAUUAUCCUUCAACACAUUUGGCAGGAGGGAUUGGAUUGGGAUGUUUCACUUCCAAAUCAAAUUUACACACGUUGGUGUGAAUUUCGUGACAUGUUAGUUCUAUUAAAUUCCAUUGAAAUUCCACGUCAUAUUUCGUUAAAAAAUGCGAAUGAAUUUGAACUACAUGGAUUUUCAGACGCAUCAAUUAAAGCAUACGGAGCUUGUGUUUACUUACGAGCUACUAAUUCUUAUAAUGAUUGUUCGGUUCAAUUAGUAUGCGCAAAAUCCAGAGUGGCUCCAAUAAAACCUACUACGGUUCCGCGAUUAGAACUGCUUGGUGCUUUGUUACUUACCGAUCUUGUUAAUAAAGUUAGAACAGCUUUAAAUCUAGAAAUUAAAAGAGUAGUGUACUGGACGGACUCUAGUGUUCUGAUAGGAUGGCUAGGAACUGAUCCUAGUAAAUUACAUACAUUCGUAGGAAAUCGCAUUGCGCGAAUUCUUGACUUAUCGAGAGCGUCUGAUUGGCGCUACGUUUCAACCGAGCACAACCCCGCAGACCCCGUUUCACGCGGUAUAGACUCGGGAGCCCUCGCGGAUUUAACAAUAUAUUGGUGUGGUCCUGUAUGGUUAAAGCAAGAUGAGUCGUUAUGGCCACGUAGAACGUUUCGUUCUGAAAGUUUACCGGAAAUAAAGGUUAACGUUCUAAAAGCUACUAUAAUUGAAGAAUGCGUUAUUCCGUUCACGCGCUUUUCUACCCUAUUUCGGCUACAACGUGUAAUAGCAUAUUGUCUGCGGUUCAUUAAUAAUUGUUCAAAUAAAUCUGAUAAACGAACGGGUUCUUUAAAAUGUUCGGAAUUGAAUGAAGCGCAAAUUUACCUAAUCAAAUGUAGUCAACGAGACUCAUUUCAGGAUGAAAUCAAUCAUUUGAGUGGCAAGGGCAGUUUGCCGCAGAAAAACGAACUAACUAAAUUAAACGUAUUUCUUGAUCACACUGGUAUUAUGCGCGUAGGCGGUCGAUUACGCAAUUCGUCUUAUAACGUUGAUAAAAAGCACCCGAUGCUACUUCAUAGUAAACACGUGUUAACGCGGUUGAUCUUCGAACACGAACACGUACAACUUCUUCAUGCAGGUCCGCAACAUUUACUAGCUUCAAUACGGGAUCGGUAUUGGCCGAUUGGGGGGAGAAAUCUUGACAAAAAGGUAAUCUUUAAUUGUAUGCGUUGUUUUCGAGUAAAACCGCGGGUGUCGCAGCCUAUUAUGGGCGAUUUACCAUCGCAACGUGUUACUCCAGCACCUCCGUUCAGUACCACCGGCGUCGAUUACGCUGGCCCGUUUCUUUUGAAAGAUCGGAAAGGUCGCGGUUCUAAAACUUCAAAAUGCUAUAUUUGUCUAUUUGUAUGCUUUAUAACACGUGCUAGACACCUUCAAUUGGUGUCGAAUUUGACUUCUGAAUGUUUUAUUGCAGCACUGCGGCGUUUUGUUGGUCGCCGUGGAAAGCCGUCUCAGAUUUUUUCGGAUAACGGUACCAAUUUCGUCGGCGCGAAUCGCGAGCUUCACGAGUUAGGAACGUUCCUACAAGGUUCCAAUCAAUUAACCGAUGUGAUUGAGAAUGAGUCGAUUAAUUGGUCAUUCAUUCCCCCUAAUUCGCCUCAUUUCGGCGGUUUAUGGGAGGCAGGCGUUAAAGCAACCAAAUAUCAUUUAAAGCGGGUCGUUGGCAAUGCAAUACUUACCUUUGAACAAUUUUAUACGCUGUUGAUUCAAAUUGAAGCUAUCCUAAAUUCUCGCCCUUUGUCACCCUUGUCCACGAAUCCCAAUGAUUUAACACCCUUAACUCCUGCGCAUUUCUUGAUUGGGAGAACGCUUUCGGCCCCACCAGAUCCAAUCCUGGAUCACGUCAAGUUAAAUCGGCUGUCCCACUAUCAAUAUACGCAAUGA